AUGAACAUACGUGUACACCAAACUAGUCCUUCAGAGUCUGUCCACAAUGAAAGUGGAACUAUCCAAGCAAAAAGGGCCAUCCAGAGUGUGAGAAAGACCUGGAAACUUCAGGGCCAUGGGAGCCACGGUCACAGCCCCACGGGCAAGCACCAGAAGCACCCAGGAGGCCGGGAUAAUGCUGGUGGCGUACAUCACCACAGGAUCAAUGUCAACAAAUACCACCCAGGUUACUUUGAAAAAGUUGGUCUGAGGCAUUACCACUUAAAGAGAAACCAGAGCUUCUGCCCAACAGUCAACCUUGAUAAACUGUGGACCUUGGUCAGUGAGCAGACACAGGUAAAUGCUGCCCAAAAUAAGAUUGGAGCUGCUCCCAACAUUGAUGUGGUGCGAUCAGACUACUACAAAGUUUUGGGAAAGGGAAAGCUCCCCAAAUGGCCUGUCAUGGUGAAGAACAAAUUCUUCAGUAGAAGAGCUGAGGAGAAGAUUAAGGGUGUGGCUUGA
Messenger RNA from Callorhinus ursinus (northern fur seal), 501 nucleotides. The record is from RefSeq and is a predicted model, not a curated record. Lineage: Eukaryota; Metazoa; Chordata; Mammalia; Carnivora; Otariidae.